Plasmodium reichenowi is the source of this 993-nucleotide messenger RNA. Its product is annotated as membrane integral peptidase, M50 family, putative. Bases 1 to 993 code for a protein of 330 amino acids. Lineage: Eukaryota; Apicomplexa; Aconoidasida; Haemosporida; Plasmodiidae. Gene Ontology annotation, molecular function: metallopeptidase activity. The transcript has 2 exons. The record is from RefSeq and is a predicted model, not a curated record.
AUGGGGUCAAGAAAUAAAAUGCUACUUUAUAAUAACGCAUUAAUGGAACAUAAAAGAUUAGCUAGCAGUUUUUUAUCAGUAUAUAAAGAAAAAGGUUAUAAUUAUGAAAAGUGUCAGAAUUGUUUAUCAUAUUUUUUAUCGUUAGUUCCUUUAUUAAUUGUAGGUGGAAUACAUUUAUUUAUAAAAAUGAAUGGUUACUAUAUUGGGAAUUUAUUUUUAACAAUAACAUAUUUGUUUUCUUUCUUUUUCUUUAUAUUAUAUUAUUAUAAUUCAUAUAUAAUAUUUGUAUUAUUUGUAUUUUUCGCAUUUUUAAUAUACUUAUGUUUACACGAAUUUGCACAUGCAUUGGUUGCAUAUAAGUAUGGUGACAUUACUAUGAUAUAUAAAGGGUAUUUAUAUUUGGAUAUAUUGAAUUAUUUAGAUAUUUUUCAUACAUUAAUAAUACCACUAAUAACACUAUUUAUAACAGGGUUUGGUAUUCCUGGAAAUUUAUAUUGGUUACAAUUACAUUUUAUAAGAAGUCGAUUUCAAUUAUCUUUUAUAUUUUUAUCUGGUCCCUUAUCAGAUAUAUUGUAUAUAUUAUUUAUAGUUUUUUUUUAUAAUUUAUAUUCAUAUUUUAAAAAUCAUAAGAAUUUAAAUGUGCAGCCACAUUCAAUAUUGUUUAUAUCUUUGGCUACAGCUGUUUCUUUCUUAGUGGAUUCGUUUCUUUUAAACUUAUGUCCUAUUUUAGGUUUUGAUGGUUGGGGUAUACUUGAGCCGUAUUUACCCUAUUGCUUAAACAACAUAAUAAAUGAAGAAAUUGUGUACACUUAUCUGUCGUACAUAUGUCCACUAUUAGUGUUCAUAUAUUUCAAUUUCAUUGAAACGAGAUAUCUGUUUUUUACCAGAAUUGUUAAUUUUAUACUAGCAAGAAUUUUAGGUAUUGAAUUGGGUCAUGUAACAAAUGGAGUUAACACUUUCCCAACCUUAUAUUCUUAUCUACGAAAAAUUUAA